Engraulis encrasicolus (European anchovy) is the source of this 3151-nucleotide messenger RNA. RefSeq names its product bone morphogenetic protein receptor, type IAa (gene bmpr1aa). The coding region runs from base 600 to 2180 and encodes 526 amino acids. Gene Ontology annotation, molecular function: ATP binding; transforming growth factor beta receptor activity, type I; SMAD binding. Gene Ontology annotation, cellular component: signaling receptor complex; plasma membrane. The record is from RefSeq and is a predicted model, not a curated record. Gene Ontology annotation, biological process: cellular response to growth factor stimulus; dorsal/ventral pattern formation; BMP signaling pathway. The transcript is spliced from 13 exons. NCBI's taxonomy places the organism in Eukaryota, Metazoa, Chordata, Actinopteri, Clupeiformes, Engraulidae.
GAUUGGAAGGCUGGCAGUUGAACGCAGUCGGUACGAAACACGACAGAAGCGUUUUAAAACAGAGAAAGCGUUUUGAAACUGGGUGAUUUGUGGAAGGCAAUUCAUAGACACGUCUACCAACAGUCGCUUCGUCGUGUUUGGGGAUAUUUAUGUCAAUAUAGAGGCGCGAGACUGGCUCUUCUCCCACUCCUGUGCUGCUGAAGUACCCAUGGUGCCUUGCUCAACGUGACCUGUCACUCAUCACUGUCAACACAGCAACAGCAGCGCAGUGCCCCCACACAUCUCAACCGGACCUCCCACGGCCAACUGAGAACUACCCAUCAUGCCUCAGCAACAUGGAUCAUCCAAUCAGUUAACUGGCCUAGUGGAUCCUGUGCGAAGGAAGCUCUGAAACCUCCGUGACCUCUUUGACACCUGAGACCCCCCCUCCGGCCUAUUUCCCUCUCCCCCUUCCCCACCUGUCCACGCCCCCGACUUCGCCACCCUACAAGCUGCACUCUCAAGACCUCAGGAGGACACAGCCCAGAAGAUUAGUUCUGAGCAAAAGAAGACUGCGUUUCCCAGAGUUCCUGGCUGCUCGUCUUCCUCAUUGAGCCACGAUGCACGGAACUGUAGUAUUCCUGGUCGAGACGUUGGUCUGCAUGCUGCUGAUGCUCCGGGCUCAAGCGGGCCAGGGCCAGAACCCGGACCACAUGCUGCACGGCACGGGCGUGAAGGAGGCGGGCCGCGCGGCAGACGGCAGCACGGUGGCCCCGGAGGACGCCGAGCGCUUCCUCAGCUGCUACUGCUCCGGACACUGCCCCGAGGACGCCAAGAACAACACGUGCAUGACCAAUGGCCAGUGCUUUGCCAUCAUUGAGGAGGAUGAGCACGGCGAGGUGUUCCUCACGUCGGGCUGCAUGAGGUUCGAGGGAUCCCACUUCCAGUGCAAGGACUCCCACAAGGCUCUGACAAGGAGGACCAUUGAGUGCUGCCAACAAGACUUCUGUAACCGAGACCUGCAGCCCACCCUGCCCCCGCUCCCCGACCCAGAGAACCCCCACUGGCUGGCCUUCAUGAUCUCCAUGACGGUCUGCUGCUGCACCCUCGUCUGUAUUACAGUCGUCUGCUACUACAGGUACAAGUGGCAGACGGAGCGUCAGCGUUACCAUAGGGACCUGGAGCAGGACGAGGCCUUCAUCCCGGUGGGGGAGUCUCUGAAGGACCUCAUCAACCAGUCCCAGACCUCCGGCAGUGGCUCCGGACUCCCUCUGCUGGUUCAGCGCACCAUAGCCAAACAGAUCCAGACCGUGCGUCUGAUUGGCAAGGGCCGCUACGGGGAGGUGUGGCUGGGCCGCUGGCGUGGGGAGAAGGUGGCCGUCAAGGUCUUCUUCACGCGCGAGGAGGCCAGCUGGUUCAGGGAGACCGAGAUCUACCAGACCGUCCUCAUGAGACAUGAAAACAUCCUGUGCUUCAUUGCGGCGGACAUCAACGGCACGGGCGCCUCCACGCAGCUGUACCUGAUCACGGACUACCACGAGAACGGCUCGCUGACGGACUACCUAAAGUUCACCACGCUGGACACGGCGGCACUGCUGCGUCUGGCCUACUCUGCCGCCUGCGGCCUCUGCCACCUGCACACCGAGAUCUACGGCACGCAGGGCAAGCCCGCCAUCGCCCACCGCGACCUCAAGAGCAAGAACAUCCUGGUCAAGAAGAACGGCACGUGUUGCAUCGCCGACCUGGGCCUGGCCGUCAAGUUCAACAGUGACACCAAUGAGGUGGACGUGCCUCUGAGUACGCGUGUGGGCACGCGGCGCUACAUGGCGCCUGAGGUGCUGGAGGAGAGCAUGAAUAAGAACCACUUCCAGGCCUACAUCAUGGCUGACAUCUAUAGCUACGGCCUGGUGGUCUGGGAGAUGGCCCGACGCUGCGUCACCGGAGGCAUAGUGGAGGAGUACCAGCUGCCGUACCAGGAGAUGGUUCCCCCCGACCCCUCCUACGAGGACAUGCUGGAGGUGGUGUGUGUCAAGGGGCUCAGGCCCACCGUCUCCAACCGCUGGAACAGCGACGAGUGUUUGCGAGCCGUACUGAAGCUGAUGUGCGAGUGCUGGGCCCACAACCCCGCCUCCCGCCUCACCAUCCUCCGAGUCAAGAAGACCCUCGCCAAGAUGGUGGAGUCGCAAGACAUCAAGAUCUGAGCCCUUACACGCACACACCAACAAACGCGCACACACACACUCACACUCCUACGCGUGCGCAUGCACACACCCUCCCACACACACACACACACACACACUCCUCAAACACUCUGGACACACACAUACAUGAACGCACCCUCCAAGCCGUCUGGCUCCCACCCAUGCCCUGGUCAGAACAAGAGGACUCCUGCAGCUCCUUUGAGACAUUGAAUGAACUCAUGCAGAUAGAAGAUAGCCACACACAGAUACGUAUACACAAACACAAGGGACAUGCGUGUGUGCACUGCUAACUUGUCAUGCCCGUGACCGUGAAGGACAGUGGAAAUCACACGAGUGUGCAAAUGAGGAGUUGCUACAUGGGAGUGUGUGUGUGGGUGUGUGUGUACACGUGUGUCGUUCACACUAAAACUAACCUCGAUGUCCAGACUGGGAGAGGACUGCCAUCUUCCUGGAUGCUUUCUGUGAAAGCUGUAUAAUGCAAGAGGAGGAAGAGCAACCCACAACCACACACACACACACACACACACACACACACACACACACACACACACACACACACACACACACACACACACACACACAGGCACCACUUCAAGACUCACCACCCCGGGAUGAGAACAUACAGAUUCGCACGCAUGGAAAUAGACUCAAGACUUUUACUGCCUUAGAGAAAUUCCUCCGCUGCCAACUUUUUUGUCGCCAACUUUUUUGUUUUUUUGUUUUGUUUAUUAAUUUAAGGCCAACGCCCACUCCGUGCCUGGCUUCCCUUUCUCCUGCUGGCAUUUCUGUUGGUGCCAUGGUUGAACUCUUAACACUACACCACGUACAUCUAAGGUACUACUAAAACUCAUCACCGUGGAAGCAUCGUGGUAUGAAGAUGACUCCACGUCGUCUGGUGCCAUUGUGUGUCUGUUGUCCGUCCGGCUUUUAUUAUUAUGAUUAUGAUUAUUAUUAUAUAAUUAUUUUCUUUU